UGUGUGUGUGUUUAAAUUAUUUCCAAAUGAACUCAACAGUACAAACCAAUCAAGUCAAUCAAGUUGACAUGAAACCCAAAAUGCAGGUUUUCAUUCAACACUGUGAAAAUAGGAUUUCAUCCAGUAGGGGUCGCUGCAGCCCCACUUGCUUUGCAGUAACCGCUGUUCCUGCACCUACCAACAGGGGUCGCUGCUUCCCAGCAGCUCGUUAUCUCAUCGGCAGACUGGUGGUAGAAGGCAGCGUCAACUGGCGGAGUGGACUCGCUCAGUUUAACUAGUAAUCUUCUCCGCUAUGGUCUUGACCAAAUCAUCGACAGAGCGUCCCAUUUCCCACAGGGAGACAAACUUUGACGGCUAAAAACAAACCAUGGUUCCGGGCGCAGUUAGCCCGCUGUUAUAGGCGACACUGCGGAGGAGAAAGUAACGAGCACACAGAAAAGCCACAAAGAAGAAGCAGAUUACGUUUUUUCACACUCUGGAAGGAAAGACGGCGGCAUCCGGCCUGAAAAGAAGCUCCGAGGUCGGGGACCUCGGUCGGAGCGGAGUUAGUCGCUUCUGGCCUCCCCGUCCCGGCAGCUCCAUGGAGAAGAUGAAGAGAUUCAAGCGGCGUCUCACUCAGACUCUACGAGGCAGCCACACGAUUGACGAGUCGCUGUCUGAGCUGGCCGAGCAGAUAACCAUAGAGGAGAAUGGCCUGAAGGACAGUGAGCCCAUCGUGAAGAAUGGCCGUCCUCCUUCAGCCCACAGUGUCCACUCUUUCCUUCACCAGUACACAGGAUCUUUUAAAAAGCCUCCGAUACGACGGCCGCAGAGCGUCAUCGGAGGAGGUCUGGGCUCGCUGAUGCCUCGAAACAGCAGUCGCCUUGAUAUCGUCCACGAGAAUAUGAAGAUGGGGUCAGACGGGGAGAGCGACCAGGCGUCGGGUACGUCCUCUGACGAGGUGCAGUCGCCUACGGGCGUUUGUCUGAGGAACAAAGGGAACAGACGCAUCUCUGCGGAGGACCUGAACAAACGUCUGUCCCUGCCGGCCGACAUCCGGAUACCUGACGGUUACCUACAGAAGCUGCAGCUGAGCAGCCCCCCCUUCGACCAGCCGCUGAGCCGACGCUCCCGCAGAGCAUCGCUGUCAGAAAUUGGAUUUGGGAAGCUGGAGACUUACGUCAAACUGGACAAACUGGGGGAGGGCACAUACGCAACCGUCUUCAAAGGGAGGAGUAAACUGACGGACAACCUCGUGGCGCUGAAGGAGAUCCGGCUUGAGCACGAGGAGGGGGCUCCAUGCACGGCUAUCAGAGAAGUGUCUCUACUGAAGGACCUGAAACACGCCAACAUUGUAACACUGCACGACAUCGUCCACACGGAUAAGUCGCUCACUCUGGUGUUUGAAUACCUGGACAAAGACCUGAAGCAGUACAUGGACGACUGCGGGAACAUCCUGAGCAUGCAGAAUGUCAAGCUGUUUCUAUACCAGAUCCUCAGAGGUUUGGCUUACUGUCACAGACGGAAAGUUCUCCACAGAGACCUCAAGCCCCAAAAUCUGCUCAUCAACGACAGAGGAGAACUCAAACUGGCUGAUUUUGGCCUGGCAAGGGCCAAGUCCGUGCCCACUAAAACCUACUCUAAUGAGGUGGUAACGCUGUGGUACCGGCCCCCCGACGUGCUGCUGGGCUCCUCCGAGUACUCCACACAGAUAGACAUGUGGGGUGUGGGCUGCAUAUUCUUUGAGAUGGCUGCUGGCAGACCCCUGUUCCCUGGUUCCACAGUGGAGGAUGAGCUGCACCUCAUCUUCAGGCUGUUGGGCACUCCCACUGAAGACACCUGGCCUGGGAUCUCCUCAGUCGACGAGUUCAAGUCCUACAAGUUCCAGAAGUACAAGCCCCAGCCUCUGAUCAAUCACGCUCCCAGGCUGGACAGUGAUGGCAUAUCUCUGCUCAUGUCAUUUCUAAAAUACGAAUCAAAGAAGCGUAUUUCUGCUGAUGAGGCGAUGAGGCACCCGUACUUCAGGAGCCUGGGGCAGCGUGUGCACAUGCUGCCAGAGAACAUGUCCAUAUUUACGCUGAGGGGGUUGCAGCUGCAGAAAGACCCCGGCUACAGGAACUCAUCGUACCCUGAGUCAGGCAACGGGAAGAGCAGAAGACAGAGCAUGCUGUUUUAAAGCUUCUGGACUUUUUUCUGGUGAGAAGGAUCGCUCACCGGCAUGCAGGCGCAUCGGUGACCGGUGACCAUCCACAUCGUGGUGGGGGGGCUCCUCCCAGGCUGGAUUAGCGAUCCUGACUCCAAUAAGAGACGUUUAUAUUCUGUACAUGGAUAUUUAUUGAGAAGAGAAUUUGCUGCUAAAUCCAACUACUGGUUUAGAUUUCUAACUGGCUCAGUCACUUUAAUGAAUACAUGCCAUGUGUAUAGGUUUUAAAGACUGUUUUUGAUUUCUUUUUUGAAGUGGUGUGUGUUUAGUUUUGUCUUUAACGACCACCUCGGCGUUCCUGUGUGUGUGUCUCGGUGCGUGUGAGGCUCACAGCCGGAGGAACGUUUCUGUAGCAGUUCAACGGUGGUCGUUACUAAUCGUCUGUGACCAUUUACUCUGAAGGGUUCACCUUUCACCCCAAAACCGGAUCACUUCUACCCCGAUCGGAGGAUACAAAACAGGAGCGGCGAGGACUGUUGCGGAUUUCUGGAGCCCCAUUCCAGGAUGCCGAGGUCUCGAUCACGCCCGUGAUUUACCAGGCGCGCGCGUUCCUAUUGGGAAUCUGCAUCGCUGCCUUUGUUUUGCAGAUAUCCUACUCCUCUGUGAUUCCCGUUGUCCUGAGUUGUCUCCGUCGUUGUUGCAUGCCUGCUCUGUUGUGUGACGAGUCCUGACCUCGGCGAGUGAGUUCAUUUAACAGUGUUACAUCAUGGUUUUUGUUUUUUUGUAUAACUUUAUUUGUGAAUAACUGUUGUUGGUGUGGGAUUUUUGUCACAAGCGCCCCAUCCCAUACAUGAGUUUUUUCUUUUUCAGAGUAAAAUUAAAUUUAAACAUAAAACAG
Messenger RNA from Nothobranchius furzeri (turquoise killifish), 3020 nucleotides. RefSeq names its product cyclin-dependent kinase 17. The record is from RefSeq and is a predicted model, not a curated record. Gene Ontology annotation, biological process: protein phosphorylation. Lineage: Eukaryota; Metazoa; Chordata; Actinopteri; Cyprinodontiformes; Nothobranchiidae. Gene Ontology annotation, cellular component: nucleus; cytoplasm. Gene Ontology annotation, molecular function: cyclin-dependent protein serine/threonine kinase activity; ATP binding.